GGAGGAGAGCUGACUGUAAAAGGAAGCGACUGUCAUUUUUUUUUAGCAAUUGCAGACACAUCAUUCAGGAGCAGAUAACAAAUGGGAGACAGACAUCAGAAAGGUGGACGGAAAGACAUGGCAAAGUGUCCAAAGGAUCCCAAAGACCAGAAAUACCAGACUUCUGCGCACAGUGAAUCAAGCAAUAAUGUAUGUGCAGCAGGAGAAUUGAAACAGGACAAUCAUGAAAACUAUAUGGCAACAGCAGAGGUUUACGAAAGAUCUGUUAGGAAGAAGCAACAGAAAUCACAAAAAGCACAUCCAAUCAAAGCUGAUUCUGCACACUGCCCAGAUGAAAAUAAGCUCUCUCUGGGAAAACCACUCAGAAAAGAAACUGGAAGGAGCUCUUUAAGAAAUGGAGAUAAAAAUACUAAAACUUCAACAGAUAAGCAGAAGAUAGUUCAACAUACAACCGAUGGAACACAGACAUUUAACAUAACAAUGAGCGCACCUCCAAUCACUUUUCUUUCAUCCACAAGUCUAGAGAGUGACGAGAGGGAUUCUUACCACCCAACUGUCCCAAUUUUGGUGGGACAAUCCCAAUUUGUGGCCUUAGACAGGGCUAGUGCUUCACCCCAAAAUGUUUUUUCCUGUGAAAAUGUAGGUGGGGCAUGUGCAGCUUGGGAUGAAACUUUGUCAGAUCGAGGGCAUGGGAAAACUGAGAAAGUAAAUGAGAGGAAAAAAAGUAACAACCUGAACAAAAAGAAUGAUGAGCUAACGGAGCACAAUGUAAGGGAUAAGAAACCUGUUAAUUCCAAAUCCCCCAAGAGACUGAAAGAUGUGGUGGAGAGAUUGAGAAUGAAGAUGACUGACAUUUGCCAUGCAUCAGAUACAGUGAAAAAAAUCAUUACUAAAAUCAUCACAUCUGACCAUCUAAAAAAAGAUGAUCUUUUCAGUAAAAUACAAAAAUUUUCUACUGGAAGCUACUAUGAAAAACUCAAGAUUACAAAGCCAAACGAAUUUGACAUCAUGCUGGAAAUCUCUAUCCCCGGUUACCAAACAAUCGAGCUGACCAAUGUUACUGGUGCUUUCUACACACUUGCGUAUAAACAUAGAAAACCAAAAGUUAUGACUAAAUACCUCGAUCAGGAUGGGAAUAUUUCAGCCGUACAGAUUUUAUGUCAAUUUAGAAAGCUUGUUAGUGACGUAUUCCGAGCCAGAGAGCAAGGUCUGCAAGUACAUUUAAAGAAGAAGGAGCCUUUAAGCCCUGCGGUAACUCUUCUCAUUGGAGAAGAGCCUGGCAUUAUAUCAGUGGACCUUGUUCUUGCCCUUAAACUCAAUCAGCCAUGGCCUGAUACAACAAGAGACGGAAUGAAUAUUGAUGACUGGCUAGGCACUAAGGUGAAACAAGACUAUAAGAGAGGACCAUUCUACAUGGUACCUAAACAAGCAAACUUGGGGCAGGAAAAUAAAACAGAUACAUGGCGAAUUUCAUUUUCAAAUAUUGAAAAGGAAAUAAUUUCCAAUCAUGGGAGUCAAAAAAUCUGUUGUGAACAGAGAAAAGAAAUGUGCUGCAGGAAACAGUGCCUCAAACUGAUGAAAAACUUGCUGGAAUUGCUUAAAAAUACCGGAAAUAAAAGAAAAAUGGAUCAGUUCUGUUCCUACCAUGCCAAGACUGCAUUACUGCACAUGUGUACGAAAUACACAAAAGAUGAAGACUGGAAAUUGGAAGAUCUGGAUUCAUGCUUUAACAGAUACAUUGAAUACUUCCAGACAUGUCUUAAAUAUUAUACUCUUCACAACUUUUUUAUACCUUCUCACAAUCUUUUUAGUUCACAGUUUAUUGACAAAGCAAGCUGUGACCAUCUGUAUAAACAGAUAGAAUAUCAAAAAAAUCACAGUUAUCCAUUGUUUUACCCAGAAUUGGGAUGUCCAACUGUCCACUCAAAGAAAAACAGUCACUGAACAAGAUCAAACAAGCACGCUGAUAUUGAUCUCUCACUGCCAGGCUUAACUCACUGAUCCUGCUAACCUUCCUGUCUGUCUUCCUGAACCUACUGCAUGACUGUCAUCCCAAUCCUACUAACCUUACUACUUUUCAUCUUGAACCAACUUCCCUGCCUGCAUGAACUCAUUGUCUUUCCUGUCAUGCCGAACUUACUGCCUGGGCCCGACUUUCAAUCUAAACUUGCGGCCUGGGACUGCCUUUGGCAGUCUGCCUGUUUUGAGCUGCUGACUUCUGAUCUGAUUAGAUUAAAAAUAUACUCUAGGCAGCUCUGACCAGAGUGAUGCCAGUAUAAUUAACAAUUCCAAAAUUAGUUAGUCAUCAGUUGGAUGAGAAGCAAAAGUAAUAUCAUACAAUAUUGUAAAAGGUUUAGGCCUAGUGGAAAAAAAAAAAGUACCACGGCUCUCCAAAUGGUGGCCCACAGGAUGAAAGUCACUACUAAAUCUAAAGGCCAUUACUCACUACUUAUUCUCCUUGAUCUCUCUGCUGCUUUUGCAAACACUACAAUCACUAGGUAUGCAGGACACAGCCCUUUCUUGGUUCUCAUCCUACCUAUCUAAUCGCUCCUUCAGUGUUCGUUUCUCUGAUUCCACCUCCUCUUUGCUACUUCUCUCAGUUGGAGUACCGCAAGGCUCAGUCUUAGGUCCUCUGCUUUUCUCUAUCUAUACAUCUCUUGGCAAACUAAUCAACUCUUUCGGAUUUCAGUACCAUCUGUAUGCAGAUGAUACUCAAAUCUACCUAUCCUCCACAGAUUUGUUACCAUCUGUAUUGGGCCGUGUCACUGAAUGCCUUUCUGCCAUUUCAUCUUGGAUGACAUCUCGCCACCUCAAACUUAAUAUUUCCAAAACAGAAUUAAUUAUAUUUCCACCGGCCAAUAGUAGUUUCCAACUUGAUAUCUCUUAUCACUGAGAGAACUCUGCAGUCAUCCCUACCCCACAAGCUAAAUGCCUAAGUGUCAUUCUUGACUCUGAACUGUCCUUUGUUCCCCACAUUCAAUCUGUCUCAAGAUCAUGUUACAUACAUCUAAGAAACAUAUCCAAAAUACGACCAUAUCUUACACAAGACACAGCAAAAACUGUAAUCCAUGCUCUCAUUAUCUCCCGCAUUGAUUAUUGUAAUAGUCUCCUGACCGGUCUUCCCAGACAUAGGCUCUCACCACUACAAUCCAUUUUGAAUGCAGCGGCGAGGCUAAUCUUCCUCACUAGAUGUUCAUCGUCUGCAGAUCCGUUUUUGUCAGUCCCUCCAUUGGUUACCAGUAUUCUACCGUAUUAAAUAUAAAAUACUUUUACUGACAUACAAAGCUAUUAACCAAACUGCACUAACAUACAUCUCUUCACUCAUCUCAAAAUAUCUCCCUACCCGACCUUUCCACACUGCACAAGAUCUGCUUCUCUCAUCCACACGCAUUACUUGUUCACACUCAAAAUUACAGGACUUUAUCCGGUCUUCACCCACUCUGUGGAAUGCCCUCCCAUGCACAAUAAGAUUUGCAUCGUCUCCAAACCUUUAAACGUUCCCUGAAAACUCACCUCUUCAGAUAAGCCUAUCACAUUCCAGACCCACCCACAUAACCUUCAGUGCUUCCCUAUCUGAUUACAUCCUCUGUAGAGUAUUCAUAACAUCACAUAUCUUGUCUUUCUUUACUCUCACACCCUCCUGACACUUGGCCAACAUUGCGGGGUGAUCAUAUCAUACAACCCAUUAAGAACCUAGCAAUCUGGUGGACCAUUAUGCAAUAGGUAGCAUCUAUCCUUGUGUAUCAAUGCCUAUUUCCCCAUAGAUUGCGAGUAGGGCCUUCCUACCUCUAAGUCUGUCUGUUUUUACCCAGUGUUGUUCUAUUACUGUUGUUCUAAUUGUAAAGCGCAACGGAAUAUGCUGCCCUAUAUAAGAAACUUAAUAAAUAAAUAAUAAAUAAAUGAAAGUGGCUCCGUUUUGGAUUUGGUAGCAAUACUGCAGCUUUGGAAAAAAGGUAGAAACUAGUUUGAGAGGAUGAUUUCUCCUUUCUUUAUAAAAAGUCAAAUUGAUGAUUAUUCUACUUUCUGUUUAAACAUUAUACAAGUAACAAGGAGCCUUGAUUUAGGUUGGGUGGGAAACCUAAAUUGCUGCCCCUGAAAAAGUCAGUAGCGAUAUUGAGGUUCAAUCAGGUGCAGUCACAAAGCGGCAAUUGUACGCACAUUGUCAAUGUUUUCUUACUGCGCAUGUGUCUGAGCUGCAGUGUGCACUUGCAGCAAGUGAACUGCUAUAGCUGCUGCAACGAAGACAGUGUUUGGGGGUGGUAACGGGGAGUGGUCGGGUAAAUGCAGGUGUGUCAUGACCGUUCAGACAGCGUUUUCUGGGCGAGCAUAAACUAGCAGUUGCGAUCUUACUUGCUAUUGGAGAGUUCUUUGCGUCCCGGGAGAGCAGCUCAGCCUGCGUGUCUACAGAGGCACUCAGACUUUGCAUCAUGUCCGGAUUUGUGACGAUGGUACCGAUGUAUUAGCAGUUAUACACUGUUGGACAGAAAUGAUGCACCUGCAGUGGGUGUCCCUAUGCUCAGGUUAACUUCUGCCCAUAUUAGCAUAUAACUGCAGUUGCGUACGGCAAAAGAUAGCAGCAGCAAGAACAACUACAUCUAAAUGGGUCUCAUUGUCACUAUUAUAAAAUUGUAACUGCACAAUAAAAAAAUCUACGCAUUUUUUAUGAUGACUAAAUGUAUUUUAUGUAUAUGUCAGGAGGAAACAUCUGUCAUAAGAUUAUUGUUUGAUUUUAUUAAUUUAUGUAAUUAAAUGUAAAUCAUUGAAUUGUCCUGUUUAAGAAUAAACUUUACUGUUUAAAGAAUAAUUGGGAUAUAGCUAAACCUGUAAUUAACUAAAUUUGGUGUAAGUCAAUUUACUCAUUGUAUGGUAAUAAAAAUAAUCAAGAUAUGCGCACAAUAAAUUGCUUCUCAUUAUUAAAA
Messenger RNA from Pseudophryne corroboree (corroboree frog), 4919 nucleotides. Its product is annotated as cyclic GMP-AMP synthase-like. Gene Ontology annotation, cellular component: nucleus; site of double-strand break; cytosol. Gene Ontology annotation, molecular function: double-stranded DNA binding; 2',3'-cyclic GMP-AMP synthase activity; chromatin binding. Gene Ontology annotation, biological process: negative regulation of double-strand break repair via homologous recombination; activation of innate immune response; positive regulation of type I interferon production. The coding region runs from base 82 to 1944 and encodes 620 amino acids. NCBI's taxonomy places the organism in Eukaryota, Metazoa, Chordata, Amphibia, Anura, Myobatrachidae. The transcript has 5 exons. The record is from RefSeq and is a predicted model, not a curated record.